AUGAGACAAUUAGGAGCCAGUUCUGUACUAGCUAGUGAGUGCAAUAUUUCAUACAAUGACCUCGACCUUAUUUUCUCGGUCGAUCUGACCUCACAGAAGCAGUAUGAACAGGUCAAACAGGUGGUCCUUGACAGCCUGCUGGACCUCUUGCCGGAGGGGACCUCCAAGAAGAGGAUGUCUGCCAGUACCUUGAAAGAGGCAUACGUCUCUAAAAUGGUUAAAGUGAAUGAAAACGACCGUUGGUCCCUAAUUGCCCUGGGAAACAACAGAACCAAAUCUGUCGAACUUAAGUUUGUCGAUCAAAUGAGACGAAAAUACGAGUUCUCUGUCGACUCCUUUCAUAUCAUACUGGAUACAUUAUUCCUUUUCUACGAAUGCGCGAAAAUGUCGAUAUCUGAAAACUUUUAUCCCACAGUACUUGGGGAAAGUGUUUACGGGGAUUUCGACGAGGCAUUAUACCAUCUUCAACAGAAACUGAUUGCUACUAAGCACCCGGAGGAAAUACGAGGUGGUGGACUUCUCAAAUACUGCAAUCUGCUGGUUAAAAACUAUAGACCAGCGUUACCGGAGCAGGUGAAAGGAAUGGAAAGAUACAUGUGCAGCAGAUUCUUUAUUGAUUUCCCAGACCUCACCCAGCAGGAGAAUAAAUUGAUCAAAUUCCUAGACAAUCAUUUCUUAGGGGCUGGUGACCAGUUAAAGUAUGACUACCUGAUGAUCCUGUACCAGGUGGUUGACGAGUCCACGGUCUGCCUCAUGGGACACGAGAGGAGGCAAACUCUGGCUCUCAUCCAACAUCUCAGCUGUAACGUAUUUCUUCCAUACGAGGAUCCAAUCUCGUCGAGUAGCACUGCCUGGUGUGUUACAUCUCAUCUUAUUCAAUCCCAUCCUUCACACACACAAUCAUCCCAUCUCAUCACCUCUCAUCCACAAAUUUCUCAUCCUCCCCCUUCCUCUCAUCCACCUCCGCCCACGUCCUCCCAUCCUCCCCCGUCCUCCCACCUGUCCUCAGGACAAUGCAGUCCUAUGUCCACGUCAAGUUCUAGUCCUAGUCUAAGUCCUAAACCCUGUGAGGACUGGGGUCUAGGAGGGGGUGUGGUAGAUUUUACAGUUCCACCUCCAAGGAUAACCAUAUCUCCCUCUAUACCACCCAUACAGCCGGGGAUAGAGAUGACUAAACAAACGAUAACAUUUCAGCAGGUACAACCCGGAGCUGUAACUCCCUUGAACCAACCUUCUCAAUGUUCUCUACCCAGUCAAACCAACAUACCAACCUACGAGAUCAUCACAUCAUGCCAGCCCAGGGUGCUCUACUCCAACGGAUACUAUUUCACCACCUUCCCUAACCCUGGGAGCACCAACACCACCAGCUACCCCGACACCUCGGCCUCCUCCGCCCCCUGUUACACCUGUUCUUGCAGCUGUCAGGGGUCUCUACAGUGGACCAUCUCACCCAAUCAAACCACGUGAUACGUCAACUCACAGUACACACAGUGCCAUCUUUAAUUCACUGAGCCAAACCAAACCUGCGCCAGUAUUUAAGUGAAUACACUUGCAGUACUCAGUCCAUGUACAUAAUGUACUUACUGUGGAAAAUCAAACCAAAUUUAAUCCAAGGAUAAGCUCUAACUCUGAGUUGAUAGCGUUGUACUCAAGCUUAUUAUGUGUUAAAUGUGCAAUGUACUGGAUAUAUUCUCCUCUCUACAAACCAAACAUAUUACCUGCAACUAGUCCAUAGGAGUCUUCUUCCAGGAUCCGUUGCUUUCAGGACUACCUGGAGAAGAAUUCAUUCUUCCAUGGAGUCCAUAGUUUUACGUCAACCUGGAGAAAGAUUUUUUCUACCACGGAGUCCGUAGUUUCUGUACAACCCGGAGAAGAGAAUAUUUGUGCAAACCACCCUGGUGAUCCAAUGAGAACCUGAAUCUGUUACAGCAAGGAGAAUCCCAAACUGCUUGCCCCAAAGCAAUCUUUUUUCUACCCCGGGAAGAUAUGAUUGUUGCUUCUUCCUUCCUUCUAUCCUUCCAUCCUCCUUUACUCCCCCACACCUGCUGUUUAAUGUGUAGAUUGUAAGAAGAAGGGAAACUGCCUUCUUUAUGCGGCGAGGGAGAGAUGGCGAAACUAACGUUAUUUUCGAGGGCGAGGUGGCGACCCCUUCUUUCUUACGAGGACAAGGUGGCGACCCUUUCUUUUAUUGACGAGGGAGAGAGGGCGAAAUUCCUUGAUUUACGAAGGAGAGAGGGCGAACCUUCCCUUCAUUUACGAGGGAGAGAGGGCGAGCCUUCCUUUUAUUUUCGACGUGACGGUGGCAAACCUUCCACGAUUUACGGGAUUAAAAGUUUUUUAAUCUUUAUGAAUGUGAAGAACUAGGUGUAGCUGAACAUAAAACUAUUUUACAUACAACAAAAAACAAGAAAAAAACAGGAGGUUGGCGCUUCAUUUGGAAAAAAGGCAUUUUUUUUGUUUUGAACUCUGUGCAUAAAAAUACAAAACAAAUGAAACCAGAAGUCAGAAGUUCCUAUAGCGAUGUACACAAAUUAGGGAUUUGGUUAUACUUGUACAUGUGUGUACUGCAUAUAUCUUGUUAAUGUACAUAUUGUACAUAAAUAUUCAAACUGACGAUCCCUCAUUACCGUGUAAUCUGUGGCGUAAACUCAUAUAUUCACAUGACUAUUCAAUCAGAAAUUAUAUCAAACAAAUUUCGGCCUUACAGUUUAUGAAAUAGUUCUCCUUCUUCAGACCCCUUUCUCUCUCUCUCUCUCUCUCUUCAAAUUUCAUCCUCAUUUCUAAAUUUCACUUUUUUUCUAAAUUUUUUAUGUUUAUCUCUACUUUUCUUUUCCACUGUUUUUCUUCACAAUGUUUAUUUUUUUUAUUUUUUUUUCAUACUUUCUCUAUGAUCCCUCCCUCCCCUUAAAUAUAUACUAAAACUAAGUAAAAACUUUAUAAAAAUACAUCGCCCGUAUUCUCAAAUUUGUAUUCUUUUUCACGACCAUAGUUUCUAUUAUAUUUUUAAUUAGCUUUUAAACAUAUAUAUCUAUAUAUAAUCAAAAUUGUGUGUUAUAACGUAUUAAUGUUUAAAUUAUUCUUUAAGUCUUUUUAAGCGAUGUUUUUUUCUCAAUAGGGGCUGGUUUCUUAAUAAGAGAGCAAAUGCAAAUCAAUUUAUCAUAAUGGUUCAAACUUUAAAUCACUCAGGGAUAUUCCGUUUUAGUUUAAAUAUUUCAUAUUUACAUAUACCCUUGAUUGGUUUAUAUUAUUGCAAGUUAAAACAUUGUCCUCUACAGCUUUAACAUAUAUUUGUACAACCAUACUGUGACGUGUCGUCUUCAUAAUGGCCUGUUUUCUCAUUUGGUGGAUUUGUUAAAAGUAAUACGGUGAAAACUGAACUUCUUUUUGAUUUUUAAUACUAAUCGAUUUUAACUGCGACAUUUUCAAACUGAUAAUGUUGGGUUUUUGAUUAGCACAAAACAUUUCGUAGAUUUUCUUGAAGACGACGUUUAUCGAUAAAUUGUGAUGGUUGUUUUGUACAUUUAUUAUUAACAGCUCGCUCUUUAUAAUCUCUUAAAAUUCACAUUUAAAAAAAAUUUGUUGUUGGGCCUGAUUUUUUUUCUUUCCGAAGGACAAAAAUAGUCAAAACCUAUUUCAUCCAAAAAUG
Eurytemora carolleeae is the source of this 3646-nucleotide messenger RNA. RefSeq names its product putative nucleotidyltransferase FAM46C. The transcript is spliced from 6 exons. Gene Ontology annotation, molecular function: poly(A) RNA polymerase activity; RNA binding. NCBI's taxonomy places the organism in Eukaryota, Metazoa, Arthropoda, Copepoda, Calanoida, Temoridae. The record is from RefSeq and is a predicted model, not a curated record. The coding region runs from base 1 to 1467 and encodes 488 amino acids. Gene Ontology annotation, biological process: mRNA stabilization.